Messenger RNA from Phyllopteryx taeniolatus (common seadragon), 2032 nucleotides. It is a transcript of the gene mthfs, whose product is annotated as 5,10-methenyltetrahydrofolate synthetase (5-formyltetrahydrofolate cyclo-ligase). Gene Ontology annotation, cellular component: mitochondrion. Gene Ontology annotation, molecular function: 5-formyltetrahydrofolate cyclo-ligase activity. NCBI's taxonomy places the organism in Eukaryota, Metazoa, Chordata, Actinopteri, Syngnathiformes, Syngnathidae. Gene Ontology annotation, biological process: folic acid-containing compound biosynthetic process; tetrahydrofolate interconversion. The coding region runs from base 397 to 894 and encodes 165 amino acids. The transcript has 3 exons. The record is from RefSeq and is a predicted model, not a curated record.
AACGAGUUGCCUCCAAUUCCCAGCACCGCCACUUUUUUAUGGGGGAUGGAAAGGAGGAUUUUUCAAGAUGGUGCAGAUGUUUUGAGGUGACUGUUAGUGCACAUCCUGAUACUAACAAGGACAGUUUGGCGAAACUGUUACCUACGUGCUUGGGUGGCGGAGCUUAUAGUUACUGGGACAGUUUAUUGGAUGGAUAAAAAUAGACUACACAGCCGCUAAGGAGAGACUAAAGAGUGUUUUUGGACAAACUGCCUAUUUGUCAACAUUUCAAAGCUACAUUAAUGCACACAGCCACGAUUCUGGUGAAGCGGUUCCUGUGUUUGCUGCAGAAAUCAACCGGUUGGUGGAGGAAGCCUUUUCUUCUUAUGGCAAUGAGGCAAAACAUGGAGAAAAAGGAUGACACUCAUCAGACACCCAAAGUAUGUGGCUUGUCAACGAAUUGCAGUGUUUCUCAGCAUGGAUGAUGAAGUGCACACGGAGGAAAUCAUCAAAGAUGUGCUGAAAGUGGGUAAAAGCUGCUUCAUCCCCAGAUAUGACCAGAGCAGUAACCACAUGGACAUGCUGAAGCUCAAUAGUAUGCAGGACAUGACCACACUACCCAAGACAUCUUGGAAUAUCUUACAGCCAGCUGAAGAUGACAAGAGCAGAGAGGAAGCAUUGUCUGCAGGAGGUCUGGAUCUCAUCUUGAUGCCAGGCCUUGGCUUUGACCUGUCAGGAAAGCGUUUGGGCAGGGGAAAAGGUUUCUAUGACACCUAUCUGGAGCGCUGCUCCCGGCACCCCAAAGGGAAGCCCUACACCAUCGCUUUGGCCUACAAAGAGCAACUGUGUCAGGACAUCCCUGUUGACGACAAUGACGUGCUCAUUGAUGAAGUCCUUUAUGAAGAUGAACAGUAAACAUGUUUGUUAUUUACGCUGCUUAGAACUGCAACAGUAUUUACACUUGCCGUUUCACGCGUGUGUUUGUUGUCUGGCUCUGUCUUUGCGAUAGUGUGAACUAUUUUCUGGCUAUUCAUGCCGGUUGAGUCAGACUUGCAUGACAUCUGUGAAGUUAAAUCGAACGGGGCAAUCAGGAUCUAAAACCUCAUUUUUGACUGUGUCAUCUGGUUUCAGACUCUCAAAUGCAUACGGUUACAAAGAAACGACAAUUUCCUGCUGUUUUUUUUUUUUUUUUACAUUGUGAAACCAUUCCAAACCUAAACGGUUCCUAAUUUGUAUCUUAGUAUGUAGAUGUGUAAUCGGAUUGGAUAUUUUUGACAUAUGCAUUGUGUACCAAGUGAACUGACCCUCAGAAUAUUUAUGUCCAACAGUCGCCCCUCCCAAGGUGACAUGGGUAAAUAUUCAGCAGUAAUCUGAGCUGAGCUGGAGGAGGUGGAAACAUCUGGAAAAGUUUAAUGAACCAGCAGCCAGCUCAAUGAGCUCAGCUGCUUCAGUAGUAAAAAAAAUAAAAAAAAAAUAAAAUAAAACCUCUGCUUCAGUCUUUGCUUGUGGUGUAUAUGGAUUUCAAAGCGUCAAUGUAGUGGAAUAUUUUUGAAAACAACUCUUAUUUGUUACACACCAUAAAUUGACAUGUGCAUGAUGGGACAUGCUCUCUGUGUUAAUGAAGUCCCGUUUUUGUUUAUUUUAGUACAGUGUCGAAAUUAUGUCAUCUGUUUCCCCCAUGAAUCAUGUUGCAGUUUCACUGUGAAACGUGAAACUUGCUAACUGCCUAACCUGCAGUACGAGAGAAGACUGCAACCAAAAACAAAGAAAAACACGUAUGGAACCAAAGUUAUGUCAUAGUCUGUAGAAUGGUGCUUGAUUUUAUGGCUGAACAACAUUUGAAAUAUACUUUCUCACACUCUAUAUUUUGUUCCAAAUUAUUUUGUAUGUUGAAUAAAUGUUAAAUAAAUAGUUUGUGGGUUGAAUAUAUGUGAAAGAAAUGGGACUACUUGUUCUUUGCAAUUUUGUUUAAACUAUUGUAUUUUAUAAUUUGUAACUACAUUUUGGUUCAAUAAAAUCCUGAAUCUUAUAGAAGCCUAUCUAAUUUUUGUUG